GUGGGGCAAUUCGACACUCGUCGCAUCUACUGGUGUUCCAUGCAAUACAUUCAUCUUUCAUCACAUUUGGUUCAAUUCUUACUGCCAAUAUGAGAGUUACCCGUCUAUUCAUUAAUACAGCUCUGGAAUUCCACCCCUACCGCCGCCCUGCCAUCCCGACUGUUCCUAUAUGGCGCCCCUUCUGUCGUCUAUUGCACACAACGCACAUUGCAAGGGCGGAACAUGGGAGCAACAGCAGCUCGCCGGACAUGACUGCCGUACUACAAGAAUUAUCAAAGAACCCAAAAGCCAUGGCGAUUUUCCAAGCCAUCCAGCGUGACCCUCGGUUACUGAAUGAGGUUCAGUCUUUGGGGUUACUCCUACAUAGCAAAGGAUUCAUUGACCCAUCAAAUCCUGUCAAACAGCCGGGUCCUCUCAUUAUGAUGCGGAUGUUUGCUGAUGGCUCGAUUCGGUCCAAAAUGCUGAAUGUUGCCAAACUUCUGACAGAAGCGGGCGCAUUGGAUGCCAAUGGAAAGCCCGUGGAUAUGGCUAAUGUAAUGCAAAUCAUGAUGGGUGGUAGUCCUCCGCCACCCGAAGCAGUUAAACGUUUAGACGGGGAAGGCAGUGAAAAGGGCACACGAGAGGAUGAAGGAUUAGGUGGAAAGAUUAAGGGCUUUUUUAAAAAGUAAUACACUUUCAUAAACAUGCACACCUAAGUCGGAGAAUUAUUCCGGUAUAUCCGUACUCGAAUUUGGCACAGGGUCACAUCCUAU
Molecule: messenger RNA, 752 nt
Organism: Spizellomyces punctatus DAOM BR117
Lineage: Eukaryota; Fungi; Chytridiomycota; Chytridiomycetes; Spizellomycetales; Spizellomycetaceae
Exons: 2
Coding region: 90-668 (192 amino acids)
Source: RefSeq, a predicted model, not a curated record